Helobdella robusta is the source of this 2520-nucleotide messenger RNA. RefSeq lists its product as hypothetical. The transcript is spliced from 18 exons. Gene Ontology annotation, biological process: snRNA 3'-end processing. NCBI's taxonomy places the organism in Eukaryota, Metazoa, Annelida, Clitellata, Rhynchobdellida, Glossiphoniidae. Gene Ontology annotation, cellular component: integrator complex. The record is from RefSeq and is a predicted model, not a curated record. Bases 1 to 2520 code for a protein of 839 amino acids.
AUGAAUCCUAAAACUCAAAUUAGGCAUGACGUUUCGAUUGCAGAGGAAAUUCAAAAGUAUGUAAAGUUCUUGACAGAGAGCCCCAAAGAGGUAUUAUCAGAUGCAGAGGAGGAGGAAAUGAUUAGGUUCAUAUUGGUGAAAACUUCGUCAAUCCCAUUCACAGAGGAAGCUGCCCUUCAGUAUGUUGGCCAUCUCUACAAAAAAUCUGUUGAAGAUCAUUUGGCAAAUCUUCAUACAACAAGCUCAAAUAAUUAUGAUGAUGAGAAUAAGUUUGAGAAGAAAAUUGACAAAAUUGAAGGUUUAUUUGUUCAACUUCUACAUACAAACAGCCUUUUCUGGGCCACCAAGCUCUCCAGUUGGGCCUCAAGUUUGUUGGGCGAAAUUGGUCAGGAAUUUUCAACUCAUAGUAAUAUAGUUUUGCUGUCAUCUGGUCUGAACAUGUUGAAUGAUCUUCUGCUACUAUGGACCAGUUGUUAUGCUACAAGAUCUCUCGUUCAGAUUCUGGCUAGAUGUAUUAAUUUAUUAUCAUGCUUUCCGAGGCAGGUCAUUAAAAGAAUGCUCCACUGUGGCCUCAAUGAUUAUUUCAUUAAAAAUUACCCUAGCAGUAUUAACAAUAACAAUAAUAAUAAUCAUAAUAAACAAAUGAUGUUUAAAUCAUCAUCAUCGUCGUCUCUGAUGAAAUCAUCAUCAUCAUCGUUGUCUUCAUCAUCGUCAUCGUCUCAUUUGAUGAAAAUGCAAGCUGCCGCUGCUCUGGCCGAUAGAGGAAUACAAAAAAUACCAUCUGUUAUUGGUAUUCUCGGCUAUUUAUCGUUGCACCAUUCUUUUACAUUGGAAUUGGCUGUGCUGAAUUUGAUUAGGUGCAUUGUACAUGUUGUCAAAAUGCAUUCUCAAUAUGGACUGCUUAUUCUUGAAAAAUCAAACCAUCAAGAAAAAAUGAUGAUCGACCACGAUGGCGAUAAUAAAAACAUAAAAACCAAUAAUAAUAAUAAUAAUAAUAAUAAUAAUAAUAAUAACGUUGGUGUUAAAAUUGCCAUGGAGAGAGAGAUAUUGUUGAAAGAUAUCUCAACCAUGUGCCAGCAUUUACUAAACCAGGUAUGUGUACAACUGCAGUCGGCAACAUACACUCAGCUUGACACCCUUGUCUUUUCUGUUGAGAUUCGAUCCUUUGCUUCACUGAAACAGGACAUUCUAGAUUUGUGUGACUUUUACAUCAAAUUAUGCUGCAAUAAUAAUAAUAAUAAUAAUAACGGUAUUAAUAGCCGAGAUAAUGUGACUACACUGAGUUCAAUGUGGAUUUACAAGCUGUUGACCUGUGCCUGCCUGCACGAACCACUAUCAUCUGCCAAACCUUCCACCGUUUUAGCUAGGGUCUUCAUAAGAUCACGCGGCAAUUUUGACGGGUUUUCCCAGCUGUUACUUUCACUUUCCAUAAAGCAUCCAGCCAUCCUUGAUGACUGUGUGGAUAAAAUUAUGGACUUCACAGCAGGCAAUUCAUUCAAAAGAGAUAGAAAGAUAGGGAGAGUAAUACAGAAUUUGUACAUUCGCUGCUCUGAGGAAGUUAAAUCUGAUAUUACAACGAGACAAACAGUCAUAUCAGUGUUGAAACGUCGACACCUAGAAAGUAUAGGCAAUCUCAUAUCUUCAUACUCCACUGAUGUCCACAGGAACUUCAACAGGUCCUCAACGCUGCUCAAACUUUUUAACUUGGUUCAAAUGUUUGACAGCAGCAGCAGCAGCAGCAACAACAAUAACAACAACAACAAUAAUAAUAAUGUUGAUUGUUGUGUUGCGGUGUUGUUGAGAAUUUCUGACAUACUCAUCGAAUGUUUUUUCAGAUGUAUUCUUUUGAAAGAUCUCUCCAAAAGACAGCAAAUAUGUUACGACUGCAUCAGAGUACUGAAAUAUCUAUGCACAGAAAAUGCACCAACCCAGAUUAAAACUAUUAGAUCUAUCGUUAAAAUAUCUUUGUUGGAGACACACUGGCCGGCAGUGACGACAACACUAAACAGGCAGUUACUAAUACAGUUGCUCUGGGAAUGUUGCUUCAGAAGAGUUAACAACAAAAACAACAGCAAAAAUAAUAACAAUAAUAAUAAUAAACAAAACAACAAUAAUAACAAUAAUAAUAACGACCUCCAAAUAACCUCAGAAGUAAUUAAAGCCAUGUCGUCCGUACUGAUAGAAAUCGUCAUGCCAGACAUUCUGUACAACGGACUUCAGUGGCCCGACGAAGAUUUUAUUAGGGUCACGGUCGAAAGGGAUUUGUCAGUCCAGAGGAAAUUUGAAAAGCAUCCUAUAAUUUGGGAUUUUCUAGAUUUCUUAGCAAGCAACGGAAAUGGACUUUGGUACUGUUCUUGCAUAAUAAGAAGCCUACUAUCCUGUCUGAUUCUACAAUGGGAGUCUACGAGGAUGACCUCAGCCUCCGAACUUCAAGGUCAGAUCAAGUUCACCAUGAAGGUUAUUGACUUGAUGAAGAAGGGAAUAUUCUCCGAUGCCAGGGCAGAAACCGCAAAUAAGUAA